AUGACUUUUAGUCACUUUCAAACUAUAUUAAAAAUCGUUUAUUAUAACAAUGAACAGGAGCAUGAGACUGCUUUUGACGUCGGUAGGAGGCUGGCCGUCGAUGAAGAUAUGCUGCUACUGUUGCUCUAUGACAAGAAGAAAAAAUUUGCCAUAAACAUGAGACCACUGCAGAAGCUGACAAGUUCAUCAACUCCUGCUACCACAAGCAAAACACACAACAACAAUAACAUUAACAAAAACCACCACAACAACAACAAUAAUAAUAAUAAUACUUCCAACAGUACCAAUACUAACAACACUACCAAAAGCGUUAACACAGCCAGUGAUGGCUCUAGAAACGAUAAGAAUAGUAGUAAGCAUGUUAGCAGUUUGAAAGCGAGCUUAAGUAUCAAAUCUUCUGUUUCUUCUUCUAAAGAGAAUAAUAAAAAUAACAUCAAUAACAAUAAUGACAACAGUAAUAACAGCAAAAGUUAUAGUAACAAUGAGUUAGAAAGCAAUAAGCCUACUAGCAAUAGAUACGAUUACAACAUCUAUGAUAACUGCAUUGGCAGUGACAAGAUGUUCUGUAGCAACAAUGAUAAAAGCGUUAGAAGGAGUGUUUAUCAUAAAAAUCUCUUUGGCAACAAUGGCGCAAACAGCAGCAACAAUACUAAUGUAAUGAACCCCAUAGAAGUAGUGGUCGAGAUGCAUAAUGAUGUGUACGGUAAUAAGAUUAUUAAAAACAACAACAGUUGCAAGAAAUACAAUGCUGACAACGACAACGAUGGCGUUGAUGACGAUGUCGGAGCAACAGUGCAUGGCACUCACAACAAUAUUAUGAGUAGUAAUAAGAAUUUAAAUGAAGGAGAAGCAAAAUGGCCAAGUCCGUCAGCAGUUCUCAAUCGUUUUCAGCACGACUUGCAACUAAGAAAUACCCUCUCAAAACAGAAACAACUACAACAGCAUUUGAUAUUACAACAACAGCAACAACAUCUACUACCUCUACUGUUACAACAGCAACAACAACUGCUGUUACUACAGCAGCAGCAACAACAACAUCCACUCCUACAACAUCAACAUUACAAGCAACUACCUACAACAUUUAACGAUAUUGACGACAAUUACAAUAAUAUCAAUAGCAACUUCGAGAGCCAUGAUGUUGGUGGUAACUUGAAUGUCAUUGGUCUGUUGAAUGAUUAUGCACCAAAAACUGGAACAGUAAAAUAUAAAGAUUUAGCUGGAAAUAUGAAAAAAUUGUUUAAGGGUGCUGGAAGUGAUGACGAAAGUGAUGAUGGCAUUGAUGAGGACGGCUUCAAAGCUAAACAUCUGCCUAGGUCACAAUCUUUGAAGAGGAGGAUGAUGAAGAAGAAGAUGAAAGGAGUUGUGCGGCCCAGAUCUCAAUUCAUUCCCACUGCAACAGAUUACACUAGGUUGGAAGUUCCAGUCAAGUCUACAUAUAGAGAAGCCGGGAUUUCCCAGAAAAUGAGAAAUAUGAAUUUAUAUGAAAGAAAUGUAAAUUUGAACGAAAGUUUCAGAAACCAGCACAUCACUGCGGGGCCUGUGUUAGAUUUUUAUGACAUACCAAGGUUGCAACAUCAUCGUGAUGAAACGAAUUUUACAAAUGAGGUUGUAGCAAGCAGUAUGAGCAGAGAUGUUUAUGGAUUAGUGGAUGGAGAGAGUGAUAAAAAAGAGUGCGCAAGAAUAAAAAUUCUCGAGCAAAAAAACUUGGACUCAAACAAUUAUAAGGCCAGUCUAGAUGAUAACAAUCAAAUAAAACAUGGAAACACCAAAAAGAUUCGAAAUAGCAAGAACGAUACUAACGACCACAAACAGUUGAGAACAUUCUUGUCUGAUGAGUCAAUAUCAACAAUAGUUGGAUCGAGUAGUAACAGGAAAAAAAUAGCAAAUAGAAGAUCCGUCUACGAUUUCUGGGGACCAAGAAGGCAGAGCACGUUUAAACAUGGACUUAAUAACAAUCACGUCUACUGUGGCAAUGAAAAAAGCUAUGAUUCGAAAAUUCGUGAAAAUGACGAUGACAACAAUAACGUUAACGACAAUAAUGAUGAUAAAAAUAAUGAUAACACUAACAAUAAGAGAAGUACACGCGUUAACACCAUCAGUCAAUUGAAAUCUAGUCCUUCAAAAAAAUGGUCGAGCGGUAAUGAUGGUAGUCGUGACAGUGAUGGAAGCGGCGAUGAUGGUAAUGAUAAUGAUGAUAGUAAUGUCCUCAAUAAUGACGGAAAUGAUGAGAAAGCCGAUGAUGUUGGUGCUAUAAAUUGUAAUAAUAAUAAUAAUGGCCUCGAUGAUGAUGACGACCAUGAUACAAAUAGUGGUAGCAAAUGUCACAGUAAAAAGUUAAAUAACACGAUUUUUAGCAGUAAUAGUAAUAAAAGUAUCAAACUCACUGAUGCCAGUACCAAUAUUUACAAUAAUAAAAGCAGAAUAAAUGAUAGUAAGAGUAAUGAUAAUAGUCAUAGCAGUAUUGGCAAAUCAACGUCUGUUUAA
Molecule: messenger RNA, 2484 nt
Organism: Helobdella robusta
Lineage: Eukaryota; Metazoa; Annelida; Clitellata; Rhynchobdellida; Glossiphoniidae
Exons: 3
Coding region: 1-2484 (827 amino acids)
Source: RefSeq, a predicted model, not a curated record